Molecule: messenger RNA, 911 nt
Organism: Prosopis cineraria
Lineage: Eukaryota; Viridiplantae; Streptophyta; Magnoliopsida; Fabales; Fabaceae
Product: desmethyl-deoxy-podophyllotoxin synthase-like
Exons: 2
Coding region: 135-815 (226 amino acids)
Molecular function (GO): iron ion binding; monooxygenase activity; heme binding
Source: RefSeq, a predicted model, not a curated record
UUCCUUAUUGGAGAUUCAAAUCCCAUCCUCCUUCCUCUUCACCUUUCUUUGCUUUGUCUUCUUCAUUUACAGACUUUCAACUUUAAAGAAAUCUCUCAAAGCCUUGCCCCCAGGACCAUGGAAACUACCUCCUUAUGGAAAUUGUUGCUGGCGAAACCAUAGCUUAUAAUAGUACAGACAUAGUCUUCUCUCCUUAUGGAAACUAUUGGAGGCAACUUCGAAAGAUUUGCACUUUAGAGCUUCUGUCUGUAAGGAGGGUUCGAGCUUUUAGAAGAAUCAGGGAAGAGGAGGUUUCUGCGUUCGUGAAGCAUAUUUCUGAAUAUGGAAUAGGUUCUGUUGUGAAUCUCACUAAGAAAAUCUACCCACUCACGAAUUCCAUAGUUGCUCGAGCAGCCUUUGGCCGGAAGACUAGGAAUGUAGAAGACAUUUUAUCGGCUAUGGCGUAUGUGGUGCAACAUGCGAUUGGCUUAUCGAUCUUUGAUCUCUAUCCUACGAUUGCGUUCCUUCGUGUGAUCAGUGGGAUGAAAGCUAAAGCUGAAAAAGUGUGUACAGAUGUUGACAGGAUGCUUAAUAGUAUCAUCAAUGACCACUUAGAAAAGAAAGUUGGCCCUAUGGAAGGAGCAGAAGAGGAUUUCGUUGAUGUUCUUCUCAGGAUUCAGAAAGAGAAUAAUGACCUAGAAAUCCCACUAACUCUCGACAAUAUCAAAGCUGUCAUCUUGGACAUGUUUAUUGGUGGGACAGAAACAGCAGAGAUGACUAUAGAGUGGGCAAUGGCUGAGAUGAUCAAAAACCCAAAAGUAAUGAAGAAGGCAUAAGAAGAAAGAAGGGUCUAUGGAAACAAAGGACGUGUUGAUGAAUCAGAACUUCAUCAAUUAAAUUAUGUAACUGCAGUGAUUAGAGAAACUUGAAGG